CGGGCAGCGUCAUGUCGUCACUGGGGCCGCGUGUACCUUCCAGGACUAGGUGCUGUGCCGCCUCUUCUCGCGAGAGACCGGAGACGCAAAGCCGGUGUCUGCGGAGCGGGUAUUCUGGCUAGAAGGAAGGAAGUAGCUUUUAGGUCCGGCAGUUGCAGAAAUGGCAGAGUUUGGGAUCUCUCCUGGCCAGCAGGUGGCAGUAUUCUGGGACAAGUCAUCUCCUGAGGAAGCCCUAAAAAAACUGGUAGAUAGUCUUCAAGUGUUAACUGGCAGCGAGGGCCAAGUAUUCACAGAAAACAUCAGCCAGCUGUUGCAAUCUGCCCAUAAAGAAUCCAGCUUCGAUGUUAUUCUGUCUGGUGUGGUCCCAGGAAGUGCCUUUCUGCACAGUGCUGAGGUUCUGGCUGAGAUGGCCAGAAUCCUUCGGCCAGGCGGUUGUCUUUUUCUGAAAGAACCCGUGGAGACAGCUGUAGUUAACAAUGACAAAAUGAAGACGGCCUCUAAGCUGUGUUCAGCCCUGACUCUUUCUGGUCUUGUGGAAGUAAAAGAGUUGCAGCGGGAAUCAUUAUGCUCUGAGGAGGUGCAGUCUGUCCAGGAACACCUGGGCUACCACAGUGACAGCCUGCUCUCAGUUCAUAUCACUGGCAAGAAGCCAAACUUUGAAGUGGGCUCUUCCAGCCAGCUUAAGCUUUUUAUCAACAAGAAGCCUUCUUCAGCGAAGCCUGCUGUGGAUCCCGCUGCUGCCAAGCUCUGGACCCUCUCAGCCAAUGACAUGGAGGAUGACAGCAUGGAUCUCAUUGACUCAGAUGAACUGCUAGAUCCAGAAGAUUUGAAGAAGCCCGAUCCAGCCUCCCUGAAGGCUCCUUCGUGUGGGGAAGGGAAAAAGAGGAAGGCCUGUAAGAACUGCACCUGUGGCCUUGCAGAAGAACUUGAAAGAGAGAAGUCAAAGGAGCAGGGCACUCAGCCCAAGUCUGCCUGUGGAAAUUGCUACCUGGGGGACGCUUUCCGCUGCGCUAACUGUCCCUACCUUGGGAUGCCAGCCUUCAAGCCUGGAGAACAGGUGCUCCUGAGCAAUAGCAAUCUCCAGGAUGCCUAGGAAGAACCUCAAGCACACACACCUGCUCCUCCAGCCAACUCCUGUCCCUCAGCCCACCACUGCCUCCUCCCACCUCUGAUUCAGUCACUCCACAAGCAUGGAUUCAUAGGGAGAAGACUGUCCAGAGUGAAGCUGCUGUGGUGCAGUGGUGUGUGGUGCUGCUGUGUCCUGAAAGACCAAGGUGUGAGGGACCUGCCUCUUAAUAGUGUUAGGAGAAGGGCUGUACCUAAGGGACUCCCCUCCUGAUGUGCAGUGCUGACAGUCCACACCCUUGAGUCUGAACCCUUGAAUAUUUAUGCUGUAUAAGCUCCAGGCUUGCUCAGUGACGCUGCCACCUAACUGAUUGGUCUUACUCGGUAUGUAAUUCUUGGAGCCAUGGGUCAACUGUCAAAGGGCCUCAGGGGCACCAAAGAAGUCACUCCCCAGUUGCUGUGAUCCGUCUUGUGUCCCUCUGCCCCUCCCACCUCACCCCAUUUUGUUGUGGUGUUGUAUCUGUGUCCUGUUGUCAUUUCUGUUAAACAAUAGAUAUUAAACUUUCGUGUUUCUAUGUA
Messenger RNA from Phodopus roborovskii (desert hamster), 1644 nucleotides. RefSeq names its product cytokine induced apoptosis inhibitor 1 (gene Ciapin1). Gene Ontology annotation, biological process: iron-sulfur cluster assembly. Gene Ontology annotation, cellular component: cytoplasm. NCBI's taxonomy places the organism in Eukaryota, Metazoa, Chordata, Mammalia, Rodentia, Cricetidae. Bases 161 to 1093 code for a protein of 310 amino acids. The transcript has 9 exons. Gene Ontology annotation, molecular function: iron-sulfur cluster binding. The record is from RefSeq and is a predicted model, not a curated record.